AGCCAAACACCACAUAUCAAUCGCGCAAAACGCGAGACCAAAACACGCGCCAAGCCAGCGAGACCACGUGCCCUGUCUCUCAAAUGGCUCGGCGCGUAAACAUCAACGACCGCCGUCAGCCGCCGCGUGAAGGUGUCUGGUCGCUGGUCCUCCUUGACCGUUAAGAACCGCGUGUCCAUUUACAUUUAAAACUCUCCCACCCCUACCAAACUGAAUUGAAUUUUCGAACCCCCACACACCACCACCCACGUCCAGGCAAUGAAAGUCCACGAAAACACUGCGGAAAAUGUAUAAAUGUUUUUGAUGCGAGAUUUAAGGAGGUGGGUUUGGGUGAUAAAGUACAAAAAGAGAAAAAAGGUAGGGACUUUUUUGGGAAAUGGAAAAUGGGUUUCAGAAGAAGAAGAAGAAGGAAGAGGAUGUGAAGGUGAAGGAAAAUAGGAAAUGGAAGAAGAAGGGAUGGGGGAGAGUAGUAGGGGCAGUCGUGGUUGCUUUGCUUGCAAUUGGGUUUGUCUUCGUUUUCAAUGUCUUUUUCAACGAUUCAAAGUCUUGUCGCUGUUCUCAGGAUCAGCAAAAGUACACUGGCAUUGUUGAGGAUUGCUGUUGUGAUUAUGAAACGGUAGAGAGUAUUAAUGAGGAAGUGUUGUAUCCUUUGCUUCAAAAGCUAGUGACCACUCCCUUUUUCCGGUACUUUAAGGUCAAGCUGUGGUGUGACUGCCCGUUUUGGCCUGAUGAUGGAAUGUGCCGUUUGCGUGACUGCAGUGUCUGUGAAUGCCCAGAAAAUGAAUUUCCAGAGCCAUUUAGAAAACCCUUGCACCGAGGCCUUAAAUCUGAUAAUCCGGUGUGUCAAGAGGGAAAGCCACAAUCAACUGUUGACCGCACGCUAGACAGUAGAGCAUUUAGAGGUUGGAUAGAAACAGAUAAUCCGUGGACAAAUGAUGAUGAAACUGAUAAUGGAGAGAUGACAUAUGUAAACCUUCAAUUAAAUCCUGAACGUUAUACUGGUUAUUCUGGUCCUUCAGCAAGAAGGAUAUGGGAUGCUGUUUAUUCUGAGAACUGCCCAAAAUAUUCAUCCGGAGAGAUAUGCCAGGAAAAGAAAGUGUUAUACAAACUAAUAUCUGGUCUUCAUUCCUCAAUUUCCGUCCACAUAGCUGCUGAUUAUCUUCUUGAUGAAGCUAAUAAUCUGUGGGGUCAAAAUCUGGAGCUACUGUACAAUCGUGUGCUAAAAUAUCCAGACCGUGUUCAAAACUUGUACUUCACGUUCCUCUUUGUUCUCCGUGCAGUAACAAAAGCAACAGAUUACUUGGAGCAGGCUGAGUAUGACACUGGUAACAAGGUAGAAGACUCAAAAACACAAUUUUUAAUGAAGCAGCUGCUUUCUAAUCCAAAAUUGCAAGCUGCAUGUCCUCUUCCAUUUGAUGAAGCAAAGUUGUGGCAAGGUCAAAGUGGGCCUCAAUUGAAGCAGCAGACUCAAAAACAAUUCAGAAAUAUUAGUGCAUUGAUGGACUGUGUAGGGUGUGAGAAAUGUCGUCUCUGGGGAAAGCUUCAAGUUCUUGGUCUUGGUACUGCAUUGAAGAUCCUCUUUUCUGUUGAUGGUCAUAAUCAUCCAGAUCAACCUGUGCAGCUGCAACGAAAUGAAGUAAUAGCUUUACUAAAUCUGCUUAACCGACUCUCAGAAUCUGUCAAGUUGGUCCAUGAAAAGGGACCUUCAAUUGAAAAGAUAUUGGAAGGAGGAAUUGUUGAACCUGCUGCACAAAAAAUCACAAAAUGGCUAAGGACAUGGAAGUCAACCAUUGGGCCUAGGUUAGGGAAGCACUUCUAGCAAUUUUGGAGAAAUAUAGAGCACAGAAUAGACUGAACAUUAUAAGGUAUUGUUGGAGUUUUCAGGGGAAAAAUAAUUCUUUGAAGUUGUAACGAUAUACACGAAAUUAAAUCUAUGGGACUUCAAAUGUAAAAUAUAAGAUCCAAGUCUUAUUGGAUCCCAAAAUUGUACAUUGCCAAUUAGAAUUGCCAACUUUAUUUCUGGCAUUGCUGAACUUAUGUUCGGUGAGGUUUUGUUAUAUAAUUAUCCUUUUAUGC
Ziziphus jujuba (common jujube) is the source of this 2076-nucleotide messenger RNA. Its product is annotated as endoplasmic reticulum oxidoreductin-1. Gene Ontology annotation, cellular component: endoplasmic reticulum; endoplasmic reticulum membrane. The transcript is spliced from 10 exons. Lineage: Eukaryota; Viridiplantae; Streptophyta; Magnoliopsida; Rosales; Rhamnaceae. Gene Ontology annotation, molecular function: thiol oxidase activity; FAD binding; protein-disulfide reductase activity. Gene Ontology annotation, biological process: protein folding in endoplasmic reticulum. The record is from RefSeq and is a predicted model, not a curated record. The coding region runs from base 377 to 1819 and encodes 480 amino acids.